Molecule: messenger RNA, 1056 nt
Organism: Anopheles maculipalpis
Lineage: Eukaryota; Metazoa; Arthropoda; Insecta; Diptera; Culicidae
Gene: RfC4
Product: replication factor C subunit 2
Exons: 3
Coding region: 1-1026 (341 amino acids)
Biological process (GO): DNA-templated DNA replication; DNA repair
Cellular component (GO): DNA replication factor C complex; nucleus
Molecular function (GO): DNA binding; ATP binding; DNA clamp loader activity
Source: RefSeq, a predicted model, not a curated record
AUGCCAGAAGAGCGACCAUCGACAUCAUCCACCACCGGUGUAACGAAGGAAGCUGACGGUAAAAAGAAAAAUCUUCCUUGGAUUGAGAAGUACCGUCCCCAGCGGUUUGAAGAAAUCGUUGGCAAUGAGGAAACAGUCGCUCGGUUGGGAAUAUUUGCCACCCAAGGAAAUGCCCCCAACAUCAUUAUUGCGGGUCCACCGGGUGUUGGUAAGACAACAACCAUUCUCUGUCUGGCCCGCAUUCUUCUUGGUGCCAAUUUUCGCGAUGCCGUCCUUGAACUGAAUGCGUCGAACGAGCGUGGUAUCGAUGUGGUACGCAGUAAGAUCAAAAUGUUUGCCCAACAGAAGGUAACACUGCCCCGGGGCCGUCAUAAGAUAGUUAUUCUGGACGAAGCGGACAGCAUGACCGAGGGCGCACAACAGGCCCUGCGCCGGACGAUGGAAAUCUACAGCAACACAACACGCUUUGCGUUGGCAUGCAAUACGAGUGAAAAGAUUAUCGAACCGAUACAGUCGCGUUGUGCCAUGCUACGGUUCUCAAAGCUAUCUGAUGCACAGGUCCUGGCGAAGGUGGUAGAGAUCUGCCAGCAUGAGAAUCUCAGCUACGAUGAGGACGGAUUGGAAGCGAUCGUUUUUACCGCGCAAGGUGAUAUGCGGCAGGCACUCAACAAUCUGCAAUCAACCGCCAAUGGGUUCGGGCACAUCAGUGGCGCGAACGUGUUCAAGGUGUGUGAUGAACCGCAUCCACUGCUGGUGCAGGAUAUGCUGCAGCAUUGCAUCAAAGGUGACAUCCACAAGGCGUACAAGAUCAUGAAUAAGCUGUGGCGGCUCGGGUACGCAGCGGAAGACAUUAUCGGGAACGUAUUUCGCGUUUGCCGGCGGAUGGAUAUGAACGAAAAGCUGAAGCUGUACUUCAUUCGGGAGAUUGGUGAAACGCAUAUGAAGAUUGUGGAUGGGUUGAACUCGCUGCUGCAGAUGUCGGGUUUGCUGGCACGCAUGUGUGAAGCCUCCUAUGAGCAUUCCUAGAUUUUAAAGAAUUUUCUUGCUACAAAAAAA